AAGUUUUUCCCCCGCCCAGCGCCCAGACCGCCCGCCGCGGCCCGUCCCUCCGCGUUGCCAGGGUAGCGGCGCCGUGGAGCGGGGCAGGUCUUUGUGACUGGACACCAUGCCUCUUCCAGAAACCAUGUUCUGUGCCCAGCAGAUCAAAAUCCCUCCAGAGCUGCCCAACAUUCUGAAGCAAUUUACUAAAGCUGCUAUUAGGACUCAGCCUUACGAUGUUUUGCAGUGGGCAGCUGCGUAUUUUUCAGCCUUGUCUAAAGGUGAACCCCUUCCUGUGAAGGAGAGGAUCGAAAUGCCUUUAGCAACACAAAGAGAGAAAAAAGAUGCUGGUUUGACCCCAGGACUCCUUAAGGUCUUGCAUAAACAGCUUUCUUCCAAAGGCAUGGUGACCUUUGCAGAACUGAGGGAUAAAUGGAAGCAUUUGGGCUUGCCAGAGGAGCAGCUGGAAGCUAUCCUGCAACUGGACAGUUUUGGAGAGAAGGUGGAAUGGAUGAAGUUUCUGGCACUUGGGUGCAGCGUGCUUGGUGGGUCCUUACUGAGUUCAAUGAAACAGGCCUGCGAGAUCCUAACAAGAGACCCAGAAGGCGGAGCAGCUCGCAUUCCCUUCAAAACAUUCUCAUUCCUUUAUUCAUAUUUGGCCAGUAUUGAUGGAGAGAUAUCAGAGACAGAAACUAAAACAUUUCUCCAGGGAAUUAAAGAACAAGCGGACAAACACUCUGGCAUGGUGUUGAUCAGACACUUCCUGCCAUACUCCUUUGUAUUUUAUUGAUCAACCCUACUCUUCAGCAUGAGGUGAGAGGAAAAAAAAAAAAAAGGAAGGAAUAAAUAAAUUCAAUUAUUUGUGUUCAAAGUACUGUAAUUUGCACAUUUCAGAACAUGAUCCUCUUCUCUGGCAUUUCCUUUUCUUUGUCCUACUCUUGAGAUGGCUCUUCAGGAGAUGUUAAUUGAAUACAUGGUUAUGUUGUUCUCCUGCAUCUCAAAUAAUGAUGGCCACCCCUUCAUUCAUCUGCUUAUAUUGAGCAAAAAUUGUUUUGUUACUGAGCUUCCUACCUCCAUUUGAAAAAGUGAUUGUUAAGUAAAACAUGGAAUUCAGUUAAGCUGGGGCAGCUGUAACUGGAGCAUUUCUCAUUAUGUUUUUGGUAGCUUCUGACUUCAUUUUGACUCUGGCACAAAUAUGCUGGUCCUUGGACUGUCUUGUCUGCUGGACAUCCUCUAUUUAAACAAACUUUUUGUUUUACCAAGCCCUACUGAAAGAACUUAAUGAGCUGGUAGAACUGUGGUAGAGCUGGUAGACAAAACCAAUGCAAGGACUGCAAUGGUUCCAUAUUAUUUUCCUUCUAAUUAGAACCCUUUCAGAAUUUCAAUAUCUUUUUUCAUUUUUGGAUAAACUUGUGUAAAUAAAGAUGUUUUAAAAUAAAGCUUGUUUUAUGACAAAACAAAAGGAAAAGUUACUGCAUUUGUCACAUAGGUAAGGAAUACCUGACAGAGAGUUGUUUGGUUAGACUGCUGUAGCAGAAAGCUACAUAGAAGCCUAAAUCCAUCAAAACUAGACCAAAUAUUCAGUGACAGAUAAUCACACUUAAUUGCAGAAACAGCUGAAGUAUGAAAGUGGGUACUAAAGGCUACAGUAAAACUGGAAAGGUUCCCUUUCACCAAGAAGGCCACAACCAGGAGCAACAUAGAGUACUCUCUCCUGGCACAUUGAUCAAACAGAAGCAUUUUAAGGAAAGAUGGAUCUACAAGCUUGUUCUCUUGUAAUUGCUUACU
Messenger RNA from Cyanistes caeruleus (blue tit), 1767 nucleotides. RefSeq names its product rhophilin associated tail protein 1 like (gene ROPN1L). The record is from RefSeq and is a predicted model, not a curated record. Lineage: Eukaryota; Metazoa; Chordata; Aves; Passeriformes; Paridae.